Micromonas pusilla CCMP1545 is the source of this 965-nucleotide messenger RNA. It is a transcript of the gene PSBY, whose product is annotated as photosystem II PsbY protein. Lineage: Eukaryota; Viridiplantae; Chlorophyta; Mamiellophyceae; Mamiellales; Mamiellaceae. Gene Ontology annotation, cellular component: chloroplast thylakoid; membrane; photosystem II. The record is from RefSeq and is a predicted model, not a curated record. Gene Ontology annotation, molecular function: manganese ion binding. The transcript has 3 exons. The coding region runs from base 1 to 840 and encodes 279 amino acids. Gene Ontology annotation, biological process: photosynthesis; cell redox homeostasis.
AUGGCUUCGAUCGCUAUGCCGGUGCUGAGCGCGGCCGUCUCGGCGCGCGUCUCCGUUCGUGCGAAGGUUUCCACCCGCGGCCUCCGCGCCGUCGGGGUGAAGCCGCUUCCCGUCCGGCCGGCCGCGGUGCGCGUCUCCGCGUCCGCCGCGGCCGAGUCGCAGACCGACGACCUUCAGCUCGGCCAGACCGCCGCGCUCACGCUCGCGGGCGCCCUCGCGCUCGGCACCGAACAGGCAAGUGCCGCCAGUGAAUCUCUGUCCCAAGUCGCGGGCUUCGACAGCCGGGCUCUCAUUUUCCUUGGGAUCCUUGGUCCUGCGAUUGGCUGGGUUCUGUACAACAUCUUGACACCGGGACUGAACCAGUUUAACUCCAUGCAGGAGAAAAACGCGAGGGGUAAGAAGGGUAUCCCUCUCGGUCUCGGCUUGUCCGCCGCCGCGCUCGCGGGUAUGCCGGAGCAGGCCGACGCCGCGACGGAGCUGAUGCAGACCGCUGGUCUCGACGCGCGCAUCCUCAUCUUCGGUGCGUUCGUGCCCGUGCUCGGCUGGGUCGCGUACAACAUCCUCAAGCCUGGUCUCAACCAGAUCGAGGACAUGCAGAAGAAGAACGCGAAGAAGCGUGGUGUCGCUGCGGGUGUCACCGGCCUUUCCGCCGCUGCCCUCCUCGGCAUGCCGGAGCAGGCCGACGCCGCGACGGAGCUGAUGCAGACCGCUGGUCUCGACGCGCGCAUCCUCAUCUUCGGUGCGUUCGUGCCCGUGCUCGGCUGGGUUGCGUACAACAUCCUCAAGCCUGGUCUCAACCAGAUCGAGGACAUGCAGAAGAAGAACGCGAAGAGAAAGUAAGUGCAAGUAAUAUUUGCGCUUAGCCUAGUCUUCCAACGAAAAAACGAAAAAAACAUUAGCAACUGCCAGGUGCAGGCAGAUGAAUAGCCGGGUAUUGUAAGAGAAAAUAGAAGAGCUCUUCUCUC